AUAACCACUAUCAUUAUAUUUAUACAACGUAAAAGUUUUCUGUGAUCACUAGGUAGGUCCUAGGUACCUACUUUAUAUUUCUUAAUUCUGACUUAUGUCAAUUAUCAUUGUCUGUCUGUGUAUUUUGUCAAUUGUCUUAAAAAGUGUUUAUCAGAAUGGAUCAGCUAAGAUUCGACGGCCGCGUUGCGGUAGUUACGGGUGCCGGUGGUGGCUUAGGAAAGGCUUAUGCCUUACUUCUCGGCUCAAGGGGUGCUAAAGUGGUGGUGAACGAUCUUGGAAGCGCAAGAGACGGUGUUGGGAAAUCUAAUUUUGCAGAUGCUGUUGUCAAGGAAAUUAAGGACAAAGGCGGAGAAGCAGUUGCUGAUUACAAUUCAGUUGUCGAAGGCGAGAAGAUAAUUAAGACGGCUCUUGAUAAGUUCGGUCGUAUUGAUAUCCUUAUCAACAAUGCUGGCAUUCUACGUGAUAAGAGCUUCCAAAAGAUGUCCGAUCAGGAUUGGGAUUUGGUGCACGCAGUCCAUCUUAAGGGUGCGUUCAAGACAACACAAGCUGCAUGGGAAACGUUCAAGAAACAGAAGUUCGGUCGUGUCAUCAUGACCUCGAGUAACGCUGGUCUGCUCGGAAACUUUGGACAAGCUAACUACAGUGCUGCAAAGAUGGGCCUGGUCGGUCUAGCAAGCACGUUGUCCAUCGAAGGUGCGAAGUACAACAUCAAAGUGAACACCAUCGUGCCGACCGCGGCGUCCCGUCUCACGGAAGACAUCCUGCCUCCAGACAUGUUCCAGGCCAUGAAGCCUGAACUCAUCGCUCCUGUUGUCGCGUACAUGUCUCACGAAUCUUUCGAAGACAGCGGCUUGAUCAUCGACUCUACACUCGGUUUUGCGACGAAGUCCCAUCUCGUGAGAUCCCAAGGAGCUCCUUUAAGGAAGAAGCCAGCAGAUCCCGUGACGAUCGAAUCGGUUAAGGAGAAAUGGGGUCAAGUUGUGAAUAUGGACAACGCUCGGCGAAUUGAUAAGAUCGCUGAGGUCACCGUUGACUUAGUUGAGAAAUUACAGGAAUUUGAAGAGCGCAGCAAGUUGGAUAGCGAUCGCGAAUCGUACUGGGCGACUUACAAAUACAAUUCCAAGGAUCUCGUCUGCUAUGCACUUGGAAUUGGAGCAUCCGUGGUGAACGAAUCAGACCUCAGGUUCCUCUAUGAGAGCCAUGAGAAUUUCAGCGCUCUACCGACCUUCUUCAUCCUACCCGGGAUGGUCAUGGAAUCGCCUGUCGUAUCUCAGGCCAUGCCCCCUGGCAAACACGCUGACUUCACCAAUAUUCUUCACGGAGAACAGUACAUCGAGUUUGUAGAUCAGUUCCCGGGCAACGAGGGAGAGUUCACCAUCCGGAACUACGUCAUCGAUGUGCUCGAUAAGGGCUCCAGCGCCGUGGCUAUCGUCAACAGCGAGGUGUUCCAGGACCGGCAGCUGGUGCUGCGCACGCAGCAGCACAUCUUCGUGCUGGGGCAGGGCGGGUUCGGCGGUCCGCGGAACAGCUCCCGUGCCGUGCCCGUGCAGAGCCCGCCAACACGCGCGCCCGACGCCAUCGUACAGCAGCGAACGGCCGAAGACCAGGCUGCGCUCUACAGAUUGUCUGGAGACUUGAACCCACUCCACAUUGACCCUAAUGUGGCUACAGCUAGUGGACACCCAAAGCCGAUUCUUCACGGCCUGGCGUCUCUUGGAUUCUCCGCGAGACACGUUCUAGCUAAAUAUGCUGGAAAUGACCCCUCAAACUUCAAGGCGAUAAAGGCACGCUUCGCUAAGCCAGUACUCCCAGGGCAAACCCUCAUCACAGAAAUGUGGUUAGAAGGAAAGCGCGUACACUUCCAGACCAAGCUUAAGGAGACGGGCAAUGUUGUUAUUGCAGGAGCCUAUGUAGACCUGAAGAAUGUUGUCAUGGGUGGUAACUCAUCAUCUCCUACCACACAAUCAGCUCUAUCAUCUAGCAACUUCAAAAGUGACUCUUUGUUUGCUAAAAUUGAAGAUGGUAUCAAGGCUAACCCAGACAAAGCGAAGAGCGUGGGUGCUGUGUUCUUGUACAAUAUUACAGAGAAUGGCAAGACUGUGAAGCAAUGGACACUUGAUUUGAAAUCAGGUUUGACUGUCUAUCAAGGAGAACCAAAGACAGGGAAAGCUGACACAACAAUGACAGUAUCAGAUAAUGAUCUAAUGGAUAUUGCAGCUGGUACACUCAGCCCACAAGUUGCCUAUUUGAAGGGAAAAAUUAAGAUUGCUGGCAACAUUAUGUUGGCUCAGAAAUUGGGACCUCUUUUGAAGAGUGGAGCUAAAUUAUAAAAAAUCAAUAAAGUUUAUUCAUAUAUAAAUAUGUAUUGGUAUGGAUAUAUUUUAUUUAAGAUGGGUUUUAUAAAUAUAAUAUAAAUUGUUUUUAUAUUAUUGAAAUUCUAUUAUAGUUAUAAUGAUAAGAAGCUAUUGUCAUAAAUUAUUUACCAGAAAAAAUAUUUUACGUAAAAUUUGUUUAUUUAAAAUAAAUCCACAUCAUUCCUUUAAUGUUGUAGACUACAAAUUCUGUAGGAAAGAGCAAAAUUAUUCGUACCAUAGCAUAUUUAAAAAAAAAAUCAGAAAUAAAUUAUUACAAAAAUAUAAAUAUAAUUUAUUUUAAGAGAUAUUAUAUUUGAAAUAAGAUAAUGUUAUCUUUAUAUAAUUGUUAUUCAUUCCAGACAAUGCUAGGAUUAAGGUGAUGGAAUAAUAAAAUGUGUUUCAUAA
Nymphalis io (European peacock) is the source of this 2759-nucleotide messenger RNA. It is a transcript of the gene Mfe2, whose product is annotated as peroxisomal multifunctional enzyme type 2. Bases 156 to 2330 code for a protein of 724 amino acids. The transcript is spliced from 15 exons. NCBI's taxonomy places the organism in Eukaryota, Metazoa, Arthropoda, Insecta, Lepidoptera, Nymphalidae. The record is from RefSeq and is a predicted model, not a curated record. Gene Ontology annotation, molecular function: oxidoreductase activity.